This is a messenger RNA of Moesziomyces antarcticus, 477 nucleotides long. Its product is annotated as tyrosine phosphatase family protein. The record is from RefSeq and is a predicted model, not a curated record. Bases 1 to 477 code for a protein of 158 amino acids. Lineage: Eukaryota; Fungi; Basidiomycota; Ustilaginomycetes; Ustilaginales; Ustilaginaceae. Gene Ontology annotation, molecular function: phosphatase activity. The transcript has a single exon. Gene Ontology annotation, biological process: protein dephosphorylation.
AUGCUGGUACCACCCCCGAACUAUGGAAUGGUGGAAGAGAACUUCUACCGGUCGGGACAACCGGACCAGCUCAACUUUCCGUUCCUCGAGAAGCUCGGUCUGAAGAGCGUCAUCUGGCUGGCACCAGAAGAGCCCGAGGCUGGCUUCCUCGAUUUCUGCGUGGACCAAAACAUCGAGUUGCACCAUCUUGGCGUCCUCUACUCCACCAACGCCUGGGAUCCCAUCACGGAAGAAGUGGUGCUACAGGCAUUGCAUCUGCUUGUCCAACCUGCCACUUACCCCGUACUCGUCAUGUGCAAUUUGGGUCGCCAUCGUACAGGCACUGUGGUUGGUUGCUUCCGCAAACUACAGAGAUGGAAUCUCAGCGCGAUUCUCGAGGAGUACAGACGAUUCGUAGGAGGCCAGAAAUACCGCAUCCUCAACGAACAGUUCAUCGAACUCUUUGACGAAGAACUCGUCUUUGGCGCCAGCUAUUAG